Rubroshorea leprosula is the source of this 1185-nucleotide messenger RNA. The record is from the annotation of a GenBank genome assembly. Lineage: Eukaryota; Viridiplantae; Streptophyta; Magnoliopsida; Malvales; Dipterocarpaceae.
GGUUUCCAUUUUAUUGUAAGAGAAGAUCCAGUGUGCCUCCUCUACCUCUUCUCUGCUGUCUGUGUGUGUGCCUCAAACUUCCAUUUCUCCCAGACAAAAAAAAAAAGAAAAAGAAAAACCCUCACCCUUGUACCCUUCAUUUUCAUGUCUUCAUCAUCAUCUCCAUACAACACCCCAUAAAUAUUAUAUAUUUCAUCACAUAAACAUAUAGUUUUUGAUACUAUUAUAAGAAAGGAAAGAGAGAAAUGGGGAGGGGCAGAGUGGAGCUGAAGAGGAUAGAAAACAAGAUCAACAGGCAGGUCACCUUCUCCAAGAGAAGGAAUGGUUUACUCAAGAAAGCAUAUGAGCUUUCUGUGCUCUGUGAUGCUGAGGUUGCCCUUAUCAUUUUCUCUAGCCGAGGCAAGCUUUACGAGUUUGGUAGUGCCGGAAUCGGCAGAACACUUGAACGAUACCAACGUUGCUGCUUCACUCCUCAAGACAACAGCGUUGAGCGUGAUACACAGAACUGGUAUCAGGAAGUGAAUAAGUUAAAGGCCAAAUAUGAAGCUCUGCAACGCACUCAAAGGCAUUUGCUUGGGGAGGAUCUUGGUCCACUGAGUGUGAAAGAGCUGCAAAAUCUUGAGAAGCAGCUUGAAGGAGCUCUUGCAACGGCCAGACAAAGGAAGACACAGAUUAUGAUUGAGCAAAUGGAAGACCUUCGCAGGAAGGAGCGCCAACUUGGUGAUCUUAACAAGCAACUGAAAAUCAAGUUGGAAGCAGAAGGACAAAGUCUGAAAACAAUCCAAGGUCUAUGGAAUUCAGGUGCAACAGCUGGAAGUAGCAACUUCCUCAUGCAUCCUAAUCACCCCAAUCCUAUGGACUGUGAUCCUGAACCCAUCUUACAAAUUGGGUAUCAUCACUAUGUUCAGGCUGAAAGUUCAUCUGUUCCCAGGACUACCAUGGCUGCUGAGACCAACUUCAUCCAGGGAUGGGUCCUCUGAGCAAUCUAUAUAUACCAAAACAUUAAUCAAUUAAUUAGCAUGACUCUCUCUUUAUAUAUUAUUAUGUAAUUUCGUUUUUUGUAUUUGGGAUUCUAUAAUAGUUGCCAAUACUUAUAUACAUGCUUUUGGCAUUCUGCAGCAUCCUUCCUCUCUCGUUUGGGUGUUGACCUUAUAUAUAUAGCUCAAAUAUAAGGAAAAUUCUGGA